Messenger RNA from Aureobasidium subglaciale EXF-2481, 2250 nucleotides. RefSeq lists its product as uncharacterized. The record is from RefSeq and is a predicted model, not a curated record. The coding region runs from base 236 to 2128 and encodes 630 amino acids. NCBI's taxonomy places the organism in Eukaryota, Fungi, Ascomycota, Dothideomycetes, Dothideales, Saccotheciaceae. The transcript has 3 exons.
UUUCUUUGAGUUCAGACCUUCUUACUGCAAAACACUCGUCUACCACGACACUCAAGUCCUCAUAUGGACCCCUUUCUCGUGUUCCUGAGGCUCUGUGUCCAGCCACGCGUACAGGCGUGCGCGGACUGCGACGCAGCUUUGAAUCCCAGGCGUCUUCGUAGGUCCUUGUACAUGGUGUUCUCGAGAGUUGUAUAGACAGAUAGAGGCACGCUUGACCUUGUCUCGAUUGCCAUCGAUGCGCGGAUUCACGUCACCCCUCUGCGCUCGGCCUUGGAGGUGGCUCCGCAAUGUUGCAGCUGCCUGCUUGCUUCUGUGCCUGCUUCUCUACCAUAUACCGGAUCGGACAUGGAGAGGCGCUGGACUGCUCGUGUUUGGCGCCCACUGGGAGAAGUUUCCGCUAUUGAACGGCUACUAUGCCGGUAUCCGUACGCUCGUUCCGUCCCCGCACCACCUGGACAACUCCUCGUCCCGCGGCCUGGCCGAUUCCGACAGGUCAUCUGGACUGAAAGAGCAGGACGUGGACGAUCGACGCGUUGAAUACAGCCCUCACAAGUGGACAGUGGGGACACAAGACUGCUUCCUUGACGAGGCUCGCACCAUGAGCAUUCCAAAGGUCUACUCGUAUACCGGUGUACCACAACACCAUCCAGAUCCGCUCCACGGCUCUUACAGAGUUCUUGGUCUACGAGAUGAUGUGUGCUUCGACAAACAUGGUCGCUUAGACGUCUAUGGCGACAUUACAGACUCGGCACCUGAAAACACAUGGCUGUCGCGAGCUGGAACUGAGAGCAGGCCUGCGUCGGAGGGACCCGAGCCAGCAUUUGUGGACUGGACUGCAGUCGAUUGGGCCGCAGCGCAAAAGAGAUGCUACAAGGACAACUCCCAUCGAUUCAACCCGCCCAAGAAAGCGGAACAAGCCAAGCCUUCCGAUCGGCAGAUCGUACCCAGACAAGCUAUUGUGCUUAGGACGUGGACGGGCUAUAACUACACAUCUCAUGUCAUGAUGAAUCUCAGAGCACUCAUCAGCGAAGCAUCUCUAGCAUCGAGGGGAGAGUAUGAUGUCCAUCUCUUGGUCCAUGUCAAGAACAAUUCGGCACUAUUCUGGGAGGAUAAACAUCUUUACGCCACACUUCGCAAUGAGUCUGUACCGGAGGAGUUCCGAGGUCUGGUCACCCUCUGGUCCGAGAAACAAAUGGAAUUGAUCUAUCCUGGUCCUUUUUGCAACAAUACGUUGAACAAGUCAGGAAUGUCAAUACAUGGAGUCUAUCGAAGCUCCCACAUGCCAUUACAGCACUUUGCCCAAACUCAUGCUCACUACGAGCAUUUCUGGAAUUGGGAAAUGGACAUGAGGUACAUCGGUCACUACUACGAACUAUACAACCAGCUUGGCCAGUGGACGAAGUUGCAACAAAGACAUGGCGCUUGGGAACGUGGCGCAAAGUAUUAUAUCGAGAAACUGCAUGAGACCUGGGCCGAUUUUUCUAAACUUGUUGCUCAGGAGAAUGUCAACAUGGUUCCAGGCCCGGUAAACUUCCCUGGUUCGAAAGCAUUCGGGUCGCACAAGAAGGAUCAGGUUCUUGGUGCGAAUCCAAAAGAGGACGCCGAUUUGAUCACAUUGAGCCCUCUUUUUGAUCCAAAUGAGUCAGGCUGGUAUUUCGACAAGGACAUCACUGGAUAUGACACCGACUUGCCAAUGCCCCCUCGUCGUGUCGCUAUUAUUGCAGCAUCUCGCAUGUCUCGCAGACUGCUUCAAGUGAUGCAUAUCGAGACUGUUGAGUACAAACGCUCGAUGUGGACAGAGAUGUGGGCACCGAGCAUUGCUCUGCACUACGGUCUGAAGGCAGUGUAUGCGCCUCACCCUGUCUACUACGACCGCGAAUGGCCUCUCGCGACCGCCAACAACAUAUUCAAUGCCGGCGAAAACGGUUCCUCUGGUGGCAAUGCUUCGUCAGUGUUUGGAGCUUUCGAGCACAAUCAUUUGGGAAGCACUUGGUAUCACAAUGCUCGAUUUGCUGGUGAAUUAUGGAGAGCUUGGUUAGGACGUGGCAGUGGAGAGAACGCGGAACGCAAGGGUCUCGAUCGCAUGUGCUUGCGUCCAAUGCUCUUGCAUACAAUCAAACACGAAUAGUGUGUUCAUGCCAGUGCUAAAGCAAUGUGAACGCCUGAAAAAGCGGAGGGGGUUUGCUUACUAUCGGCUAAUACCCCAGGAUGGAGAAGCCCGCGCUUGCCCGCUCGACCCACGCGACACCG